UCAAAACUUAGGUGGAUACAAGUCAUGAUCACUAUCGCAAUAACUGGUGGAAGCGGGUUUCUAGCUGCGCAUCUAAUUUAUCGCCUGCAAUACCGCACAGACAUUAAAGAAAUCAGAACCAUCGACAGAAAGCCUUUCAAACAAUUGGAAGGCCUAGAAUUGCUUUCAACUAAUGAGAAAAAUUCCCCCAGACUAGUACAUUAUAGACUGGAUCUUUUAGACGCUACAAUGCUGGAAAAAGCUUUAUACGGGGUUGACUUGGUUUUUCAUCUGGCCAGAAAAUCGUUGGAAUUGCUUCAAGUAGGAGAUCAAAGACUAUUGGAUGAUGAAUACAUCAGAGAUAAUCUUCUAGAUGCGUAUGCAAAUCUACCUUUCGGCGACAAUUUUGGCACAUCGGAAGCAAUUCAUUGCUCAUUGCCAAACAAAUUUAUCCUGGGAAAAUAUGGGGAAAGUCGCGCAAAGGCUGAAUUAGAAGGGAGACAACGGUGUGGAAAAUCACUUUCAAAUGGGAAAAUAUUUCACGCCGUUUUCCUCAGGCCUGUUCACAUUUAUGGCGAAGGCGAGUUGAAAUUACCGAAAGCAUUGCAAAGGAUAGCAGCUAAGUAUGGCGGUGCAAUUCCCACAUUGGAAGGCCACUCGAAUGGAAUGCAUCAAUUUGUAAGUGGUUAUGCCAUGAUAGUUACUGUUUUUUACCGAAGAUAUAUGUUGGACAUUUGA
This is a messenger RNA of Meloidogyne enterolobii, 717 nucleotides long. NCBI's taxonomy places the organism in Eukaryota, Metazoa, Nematoda, Chromadorea, Rhabditida, Meloidogynidae. The record is from the annotation of a GenBank genome assembly.